AUGUCGUCGAAAUACUUGCAGAACGUUGAUCCAUCAACACCAGAGGAGUUUAACGGGUUUGUUGAGUACAUUGAAAGGGUGCGUAACGCUCUUAUUGUGGAUGUUACCAGUGGAAGUUUAAUUCUCAUGGUAGAAUGUAGCUCCCUUGAGAUCCUGGAAGGACUGUGGGAAGACUACAGCACAGGUUAUCUUAACGAAAUGGCACAAAAAUUCCUUGUGACAGCGGAACUUCUUAGAACGUUUGGUCUAGCUAAAGUUAAACUCACGACUACUAUAAAAGAAGAGCAAUACAGAGCUUGUCACAAGCUUCUC
Porites evermanni is the source of this 312-nucleotide messenger RNA. The record is from the annotation of a GenBank genome assembly. Lineage: Eukaryota; Metazoa; Cnidaria; Anthozoa; Scleractinia; Poritidae.